AGGUCACACUGAUACUAUUUGCUUUCGAAACUACACGUCAAAAUGUUGCCAAUCGCGCGUUCAAAUACUAGUAAACAUUUUCUGUCAAAUUGUCAUUUUGUUUAAAUUAUAUCUAAUUAAGUGCACUUUAUUGAGAUAAGUAAUAUGCAUUUUUAAUAACUUAUGUAUAUGUGUAUUUAUAAAAAGUGACACAUUACACAUGCAUUUCAGUGACUAUAAAAAUAGAAAUAUGAUCGGUGGAAUAAAAGCGGCGCAAAAACUAUUGUUCGUUUAUUCCUCAUUCACUUGCAUUUACUUUCCAGGAAUAUUAACUUUAUUACAAAUAAAUGGCAGCUUAUAUAAUGUUGGCUCGUACAAUUUUAUUCCAACAUUAUUGAUAUUGAUGUUUGCGGAGGUGAUCAAAGUAAUGUUCUCGUUGUUACAAACAGAACCGGUACUAAUCACCAAAAUAGAAACUAAGACUUCGAAAGCUAAAAAAUCUUGGACCAAAUAUAUCAAGGAAGGUUUUAAGUUUGUUAUCAUAAGUAUUAUAUUGUCUAUCAUUUAUUAUUUUAUCAUUGUUAUAUUUGGUGCACCAGUUUUUAGUCAACACGAGGAAACAACCAUGCUUACUAUAAUAUUAACGUGUUUAACAUUUGUUCCGGCUAGUUUACAUUUAGGAGUAGAUACAGCGGUCAACAUUUUAACAGGAACAGAAACAGUAAAGCAUAAUGAACUUAUCGAUGCUGCCAAAAUAGUAGUGAAAACUACUCUUUUGGGUACAUGGUUAGGUGCUAUUGUAAUUCCAUUAGAUUGGGAUAGACCGUGGCAAGUAUGGCCUAUCCCUUGUGUAACAGGUGCUCUUCUCGGUUACACGAUUGCACAUUUUAUCAUACUUUUUAAGACUCUGCGUACAUUGAAAGAAAGUAAACAAUUUUAGGUAAUUUAGUAUCUCCAUCGACUUUAAAAGAAAUCUCUGCAUGUUAAACUCUAAACAUUAAGUACAUUUACAUUUGUUAUGUGACAGGCGUAAACGUACUUAUAUGUAAAUAUUACUAUAAGUUGCAUUUAUAUUAAUUAUGUGAAUUAUCAUAUAUAAUCCUGCAAUUACUUUUGUAAUAUAAUCAUUUAAUAUAAUCAAUCAUCUAACAAGAUCCUUCAUGUAUUUGAUUAUUUUACUAUACAUGUUAAAACAUGUACAUAUAUAUAAUAAUCAUUACACAAAGAACAGGAAAAUAGGGUGAAUGAAGAAAACCACGCUAUAGCAUUAUGUUUAACUGAUUUUUAUUGGUGAAAAAGCUUCCGUUAACCGACUGAUUACAUUCACUUUAUACAACAAAUAUGUAAUACCGUAACGUUAAUUACGGUUUUGACGGGUGUUAAGUGUUCGGCACGUAUCAAUGAAUAUCAUAGAUAUUACACGAUUUAAACGUGUGAGUAAAGAACGAAAUGUAUUUUCCUUCUUAUGGGGUGUAUAUGUAAGUAUGUAUGAUCAUUGUGUGUGUCUGUUUAUAUAUAUAUGUAAGUAUGUAUGUGUGUAUCCAUCUUGUCAGUCGCGCGUGUAUGGGUGGGUGCUUACAUACGUGCAUGCACGAGAAGAAAUAUUCUUACCAAAAAACGAAAUAAUGCUAUGAGAAAGACGAUUUACCGAUCGUCCAACUUGGAUAUUAUUAUUAUUAUUAUUAUUAUUAUUAAUAUUAUUAUUAUUAUUAUUAUUAUUAUUAUUAUUAUUAUUAUAAUUAUUAUUUUUUUUUCUCUUUGACUAUCGUCUACGAUAAAACUACCAUCGUCUUUUCAUUGUUGUAUAAUUAAUGAAUUAAUUAAUUAAAGUUUAAGUCGGAUCGAUCGGGACAAUCCACGUAAGAACGAACGGACCAUAAUAAGAAAAGCGAGGGUUUUUUUUUUAAUUAACGCGCAUUUACGCGAGCGUGUGCAGACGAUUACAUUAGAGAUCUAUGUAUGUAUUUAUGUAUUUUAUGUAUGUAUGUAAAGUAUGUAUGUAUUUACACACGGCUACUAAAUAUAUCCGACAACAGGAUUCGCAAAA
This is a messenger RNA of Polistes canadensis, 2026 nucleotides long. RefSeq names its product phosphatidylinositol-glycan biosynthesis class F protein (gene PIG-F). The coding region runs from base 200 to 919 and encodes 239 amino acids. The record is from RefSeq and is a predicted model, not a curated record. Gene Ontology annotation, biological process: GPI anchor biosynthetic process. Lineage: Eukaryota; Metazoa; Arthropoda; Insecta; Hymenoptera; Vespidae. Gene Ontology annotation, cellular component: endoplasmic reticulum membrane. The transcript has 2 exons.